UGGCCGCCUGGCGUCACCUUGCCUGGAACCCGCCGUCAGCAUGGCUGCUCACCCGCUCUCCUGGCUGCUCCGCGUCGCCGCCCUCUGCCAUCUAACCGCGCUGCUGGCCGGACAGCACCAUGGUGUGAACAAAUGCAGCAUCAUAUGCAACCAAAUGACCUCGGAGAUCUCCGUGAAAGUUCUAAUGAGCUAUCAACGAAAUCAAGCAUCUUGCCGCAAACCCGCCAUCAUCUUGAAGACCAUCAAGAACAGAACCUUCUGUGCUGACCCAGAGGCGAAGUGGGUCCAGGAAGCCAUGGAGUACCUGGACCGCAAGGCCAUGCCCAGGGGUAGCACAUUUGAGAAGCAGAUCGGCGCCACUACUGCCCGGACGACCUGGGGCACGGACAGCGCUGCGGUCCCAGAGCUCAGCGCUGCAGGGGAGAGCAGUAGCUGGGAGGCACCGGGGGCCUUGGGGACUUCCCUGGAGCUGCCUACAGAAGUGACUGGUUCCUGGGGGACCAGGUCCCCCACUGCUUCAAAGACUCCAAAUGGAGGGCCUUCCGCUGGGCCCGAGGAAACUGAGCUUUUCAGUACUGCUGCUGCCACCACGGCCACAUCCUGGCAGAGUUCUGCUCACCAGCUUGGGUUGGACCUCCCGGCUGAGGGAAAGGCUUCUGAAAACCUCUCCACCCAGGCCCCCUCCACCCCACCCCCCUCCACCCAGGCCCCCUCCACCCAGACCCCCUCCACCCAGACCACCUCCACCCAGGCCCCCUCCACCCAGGCCCCCUCCACCCAGACCCCCUCCACCCACCAGAUCCUCCCCACCCAGGCCCCCUCCACUCAGGCCCCCAUCUCUUUACACACAGCCCCAGAAGGCAGCAUUGGGCCUGAAGGGCAACCUGUGUGGACCCACAGACAGGAUCCCAUGCUGGACAACCCUCUAGGGUUCAGGGAGCAGGGUCCCAUUUCGGCUCACACGGAUGCUUUCAUGGGGCCUGGCAGCAUGCCUCAAGUCUCCGUGGUCCCUGUUUCCUCUGAAGGGGCCCCCAGCAGGGAGCCAGUGGCCUCAGGCAGUUGGGCCCCCAAGGCCGAAGACCCCCAGAGGCUGGACACCCUCAUCACUCCUAUCCCCGACUCCCAGGUGGCCACCCGGAGGCAGGCGGUGGGGCUGUUGGCCUUUCUGGGCCUCCUCUUCUGCCUGGGGGUGGCCAUGUUCGCCUAUCAGAGCCUACAGGGCUGUCCCCGAAACAUGGCGGGGGAAAUGGUGGAAGGGCUUCGCUAUGUGCCCCGAAGCUGUGGCAGUAACUCGUAUGUCCUCGUGCCAGUGUGAGCUGCCCUCCUGCCUGUGUCCAGAGGUCCCACUCAAACAACUGCCCAGGGUCCCCCAUCCUCACUCCUACUCUCACCCAAGGGCUUGACCCGAGCUGGGAUGAUCAAAGCAGGGAGGCAGGAUCCUCCAGGUACGACUGUCCCCAGUUCCUGGGCAGAUCUCGGGAGACCCCCUUACCAUCUUUGACCAACUGAGACAGAGUGGGUAGCCUCUGCAAUCUAUGCCAAUGCCCCCAAGUCAGAAACUCUCCUCUGCUGCUGGCUGGUAAGAGGUUCCCUUUAACACCAUCCCGGCCCCAGUGAACAAUUAUUUAUUGACUGCUCAGUCCCCCUGGCCAUGACUCCAUGUAGGUACCACUGUCCACCCACCUCACAAAUGAGCCUCAGGCCAGGCCCUUCUGCCCACUCCCUCCAACCUCAUUGUGUCUUGGUCCCUCUGCAGUUGCCUGUCACCCUGGCCACCUGCGGUGCUACCACCACCCCUACGCCCAGUCCCUGUCCCCUGUACAGAUCGCACGCCCUAGCCAGGACCUGUCUUUUCUUGCAUGAGGCAGAUGUGGUGUUUGCUGGUACUGCUCUCAGCGAAGGCUCUGCCCUCGGGCGCCUUGGGAACGGGUGGUGGAGUCACCCAGUGGGUUUGAUGUGUUCCCUCCUCCCCUGUGCUGUGCAGUGAAGGAACAUUGACUCUGAGUUGUGAAGCCUGGGGCGCUAGUCCCAGCUCCACCGUCACCCUGACAAGGCAUCCAUCCCUCUGGCUUCCCAUCUGUGAAAAGAAAGAAGGACAGCAAAUACGUGGCAAUAGCCUGUACCAUUUUCCCCAGACCCUGGGUACAGAGAGCACCUUAGCCAGAUUCUACCAACCAACGAGGCUGGCACAUCUGUGGGCCCUGUGGCCAGGAGGCCCUGAUAGCCCAGUCCUGCCCUGUUGGAGGGUCAGCACCGUGGGCCCCCAGGAUAGAGGCUGGUCUGGGAUACUUUUGGAGCAGAGACCAAUUUAAGAAUUCUCUGUAUCCACUAGACACUGAGACAGCCCGGGUGACAUGUGACAGGCUGAAGGAGGGGGGGAGGCCUUCCGGCUUGGGGAAGGAUCCAGGGAGAAGCUGUGGGGGGCAGUCACACUCCGUGUUAGGGACUUGGGUCCAGCAACUGUUCUUCCUACCUGCAGCCUGGGUUCUCCACCCACCUCUGGCUCCCAGGAAACACUGUUCUCUGCACACUAUCUUCUCCCCUCACCUUUGCCCCCAUGGCAGGCAGGGCCAGGAGUGCCCUUGAGCUCAGAACCACUGCUGACAUCCAAGGUUCCGUGCUUACUUCUGGAAGGAGCUCUGCCCUGUGGGGAGGGACCUGUGGGGGAAGGGAAGUUGUGGGCAUAAGUCAAGGGAUUCCUUUUGGCUGCUGAAGACUCAGGCAGGCUUAGGUGAGGCUGAAGGCUGACUGGUGGGCCAGCACCCCCCAGUCAGAGCUGGGCCUGUAGGCCUCACCCCUCAGGGUCCCUGGUGGCAGUUCCCCACCUCCCUCUGAUUGUCCCCAAAGGUGACCUUUGCCCUCCACCUGGGAAACCUCCAUGGGCUGGGCUCUCUCCAGGUACAGGUGACAUACUCCUUUACAGAUGGAUGCUGGAGGUCUACAGAAAGAGGACUGGGCCCUCCUAUACCCCCUGCUGGGCAUGAUACCCCCUGCUUGGGCCUGGCUUGAGUUGGGGGGCAUUUUGAGGGGGACAAACAGGUCUGAAUACACUUUUUUUGGCUCUUCCCGGCUGGGAGCCUUCAAGGCGUGGGGCACCCGUGAUGGGGCUCCCCUCCUCUGUCAGAAAGCAGCUGGGGCAGCUGGUCCCCUCUCCAGGGACUUGGACAAAACAGUUCGGGGAGGACUUUAGAAGAAGGUUGAUCCUUUUGCUUUUCCAACCCUAUCACCAAUG
Molossus molossus (Pallas's mastiff bat) is the source of this 3232-nucleotide messenger RNA. RefSeq names its product C-X3-C motif chemokine ligand 1 (gene CX3CL1). Gene Ontology annotation, cellular component: extracellular region. The coding region runs from base 41 to 1315 and encodes 424 amino acids. The transcript is spliced from 4 exons. The record is from RefSeq and is a predicted model, not a curated record. Gene Ontology annotation, biological process: cellular response to tumor necrosis factor; G protein-coupled receptor signaling pathway; positive regulation of GTPase activity. Gene Ontology annotation, molecular function: chemokine activity; CCR chemokine receptor binding. Lineage: Eukaryota; Metazoa; Chordata; Mammalia; Chiroptera; Molossidae.